Messenger RNA from Perkinsus marinus ATCC 50983, 315 nucleotides. RefSeq lists its product as hypothetical. Bases 1 to 315 code for a protein of 104 amino acids. The transcript is spliced from 2 exons. Lineage: Eukaryota; Perkinsozoa; Perkinsida; Perkinsidae. The record is from RefSeq and is a predicted model, not a curated record. Gene Ontology annotation, molecular function: hydrolase activity, acting on carbon-nitrogen (but not peptide) bonds.
AUGAAGAUGGUUUGGCCAUUGACCAGAACGGUGAGCGAGGCCGAUAAUUGGUAUUUGGUGCAGACCAACUACGAUCGCUGGGAGGCCGAUCCGAUUUCUGAUCCUAGACGUACUGUUGCUGAGAACUGUGUGAAGGAGCAUGGUAAGACUAACGAUAUAAAGUCUACCUGGGAUGUUGUCAUGGAUUGCUCCUUUUUAAGCGGAGUCUCUACGAAUCACACUAUUUAUACCUCCAUUAUGGAUCCCACAUAUGGUGACUUCUCCACCUAUAUUCGUUAUGAUGCUGAUGAUGCUUGGAACAAGAACCAUCAGUGA